AUGCCUUUUAGCUCCACCGGGGAUGACGUGGAGAAAUCCUCUCCGAAAUCCCGCAGGUUCAAGAGGAGCUAUGUAGCGUGCGUGUCAUGCCGGCUCCGCAAGGUUCGAUGCAUUAUCAAUGGCGACCCUCCGUGUGCAAAAUGUCGCCGUGAGCACCGGGAAUGCGAAUUCGAUCAUCGGCCCAAGGCACCGAAACAAAGAGAACCUCCCAAAUGGGCGAAGAGAAACCAAGAUAACCGUGCGGCUGUUGUCCCACCAGAGGACAGAGAGCAAUGGAUUCAGAAUCAUCACGGCCAGCCUUCACAGUCAGAUCUUGUCGCCGGCCCUGGAAUUCCUCCAAUAAAUGGUACCACGGAUGCACACAGAGUAGCAGAGGAUGCAAUCCACGGCCGUGUCUCCCCUCGAAGCCAGGAGUUACUUUACAAUCGGGUCAUAGCGACACCUCUAACUGGGACUCACGAUGCCUUAGAGGUGCUCUCCGAUGCCGUUCCACGAGGAGAGCUAUCUGUGGAUUUGGGAACCCAGGCGAUAACGCCGUUACUACCACACAAUUCGGCCUCAUCGCCUGCUCAAGGACCUACAGUCAUUUCUACUACUGGCGGGGGGCUUGGAUUCACCGUAUCGGUCCUCUCUAGCCCCAACGAGGCGACACUUGACUUGUGGGACAGGUCGAGGUUUGUCCGCCAAGGGUGGUUCACGGCCCAAGAAGCAGUCACAUACAUUGACCUUUUCUACAAAUAUCUCUCGCCUUUGUCCGCGGUCAUUCUCGAUGACUUCUGCAGCCACUCAGCCCAUACUCGAUUGGUGACCGAGGAAGCCAUGCUCUGCUGCACAAUCCUCAUGAUUUCAUCCCGCUUCUUCAUGCUUCCCGGAGCGGGGGGCCUCUCGCGGUCUCAUUUGAUACACCACCGACUCUGGAACUUCUGUGAAUCGCUGAUCAAACGCAUAUUGCUCGGCCAAGAAAAACAUUCGAGCUGGAGAAUGAGAGUCGUAGGGACCAUCGAAAGUCUCAUGCUCAUAUCCGACUGGCACCCUCGGGCGAUACAUUUCCCACCUGAAACGGAGGGAUGGGACGUAUUUCUUAUUUCUCCUGAUUACGACCGCACCAAUCGUGUAAGAAACCAAGGCGAGGAGCCUUUGAUUCGAUGGCGCGAGGACGUGUUUGAGCCAGCCAAGAGAGCGAGCCGUAUGUCUUGGAUGCUCCUUGGCAUGGCCAACAGUCUCGCGUACGAAAUCGGGAUAUUCUCCAGCCAGGACCAGCAGAAAGUAUACGACCCGUUAGACCCGAAUGGACAAAGACACCUUCGUGUCCAGAAACUUCUCUACACAUAUGUUUCUCAAACGGCAAUCAAGUUGAAUAUGCCUUCUCCUUUUCCUAACAAUAUAGUCAUGGCAGCUUCCCGGUCCACCUUCGAUCAAUCACUCCCUCCGUCGCAUCGGCCCUGGUCAGCCUACAUGGACCUCAACUCCGAGCUGACUCGGCUGUCUCAUACAGCCUCCAGCAUGUUUUUUCAGACACCCGCCAAGCUUCAGGCGAUUGUCUCAGGUGAUCACCAUCUUGACCUCCUUGAGCAUUUCUCUGGUUCCUUGUCCCGUUGGCUAGAGAGAGCUGAAAUAUUAUUCCACCAUAUAGGUCAGCCCUUGCGGGACUGCCUACUCAUUGAGUACCACCACCUUAAAAUCCUGACUGGCGCCGUCGCUAUUCAGUCCGUGGUUGCAAAGGCAUCGGCAUCUGGCAUAGAAGAUACCAACCUCGCUGCGUACUUAAAACCACAGGACGCCAAGUUCCUGCAGCAAGUUAUCCGGGAUUGUAGAAAGCUCCUUCAUAUCGCUACACACUCAAUUUUCCAUACCCAAUUCCCGUAUGCACCGGCGCGAAUAAAGAUCAGUGUCAUCUCGACUUCAGUCUUCCUUCUCAAGGCCCUCAGCAUAGGCUCAUCCAGUGCAGACGUACACGAAGCAUUGGAGUCGCUAGAUCAGUGCACUCAGAUGUUAAAAACAUCUCCACCAGACGAUACUGACUUUGCCAUGCGAUAUGCUACGCUCAUCGAGAAACACACGGCAAAUAUCCGAGAUCGUCUCGUUCCGAAUUCGGCUUCAUCCGCCUCUACGCGACGCGUCUCGGCUACAGAUGGGCUCCAGUCCCAAGAGACUGGCCUCCCUCUUCCCAUCCCAAAUCUCUCGACUGGGGUUUAUAGCGAUUCUGAGAUUGGGGAUUCAGUCAACUCCUGGAUAUCAUUCCCUUUCGACUCCAGCAUUGCUCCUUUCAACCAAGAACAAGACACUCAGCUCUCGCUCGGUCUAGAUCUUGACUCGUUAGAUUUUCUCUGGAAUCUGCCUCUAUCAUAG
This is a messenger RNA of Clonostachys byssicola, 2349 nucleotides long. The record is from the annotation of a GenBank genome assembly. Lineage: Eukaryota; Fungi; Ascomycota; Sordariomycetes; Hypocreales; Bionectriaceae.